Messenger RNA from Phytophthora nicotianae INRA-310, 363 nucleotides. RefSeq lists its product as hypothetical. Lineage: Eukaryota; Oomycota; Peronosporomycetes; Peronosporales; Peronosporaceae. The transcript has a single exon. Bases 1 to 363 code for a protein of 120 amino acids. The record is from RefSeq and is a predicted model, not a curated record.
AUGCUGGAGUGUACCUACAGUAAAAACUUCGUAAGCAAAUGCAGCACAGUGCUGCAUUUAAUGCAAACAAGUGUUUCUCUUUGGAAAGCCUCUCUGGAUACAGCGCAACAAGGUGGUGCACCACGAGGCCACAAUAACGGUGGAAAGCUUGGUUGUUGGGCUGUGAGGAACGCUGAGCUGGCAACUACGAGCGCUAGCAAAAAGGGAAAGAGCGCCAUCUUCAUGCAAAACUACAGGGCAUGUACCUGCAGCUUUCCAUUAGUCAACUGGAGCAGCCUGCGAAAGAGUCAUCCGGACCAAGGAGGAGCUUACGGAAGUCACCGAGAUCUACUGAACAGUCGGCAUUUAUCAAAAGGUUUAUGA